Messenger RNA from Branchiostoma belcheri (Belcher's lancelet), 5315 nucleotides. Its product is annotated as rab3 GTPase-activating protein non-catalytic subunit-like. Lineage: Eukaryota; Metazoa; Chordata; Leptocardii; Amphioxiformes; Branchiostomatidae. Gene Ontology annotation, biological process: regulation of GTPase activity. The record is from RefSeq and is a predicted model, not a curated record.
UGGUGACCAUUAAUGACGUCAUUUUCCAACAUGGCAGACGACAACUGAAAGAAGUGGUGUUUUUUUCCUUGGAUUUUCCCUGUAAAUUUGUACUCUUUGCAAACUGAACCAUGUCGUGCACCUUGAGCAUAGAAGCAAACAUCCAAAAUGUAUCUACUGUCCGAAAAUUCUUGUUUCCAAACUUGCUUGAAGAACCGGUGACGAAAAGUCCAGCAGACGAUGGUUGGGAGGAAGAGGACUGGGGUUGGGGAGAGGAGUUUACUGAGGAGACUCAGCAGCAGAAAAAGAAGAAGGAAGAGGAGGCCAACUCGUGGCUGGAAGAUUGUUGCAUCUCUCUGUCUCCCACCAAUGACCUUCUGGCCCUGGCAUUUGAAGAUAGGGCUGUGUUCUUGUCACAUAAAUGGGAUUCUGACAAACUGAAGUACCAGAUGAGUUGGAAAGGACCUGUCAAUCUGGAGGAAGGGGAGUGUGUCACCAGUAUCAUGUGCAUCCCACUUGCAUCAUUGAAAAGGAGCUCUACAGGAGGCCCAGACUGGACAUGUGUUGUGAUGGGGUUCACUUCAGGCUAUAUCAGGAUGUAUACAGAGAAUGGGAACCUCCUACUGUCUCAACUGUUGCAUGAAGACCCCGUAUUGAAGGUCAAAUGCAGCACGUACCAGCCAAGAAGACAUGCUGGAGCAGCAGAACAGUUGGAGGAGCUGACUAUUCUUUACCCCAAUGCCCUGGUGACCAUAGAUGGCUUCAGCUUGUACCAGAGCCUCAGGGCCUGUAGGAACCAGGUGGCAAGAGCUGCAGCAGGUGGCAGUGAUGUUCAGCCUCCUCCUCUGGCCUACAAGAAAUGGGGACUGGGGGACCAGGCCAACAUGGUGGACCACAUCAGCUGUGGUGUGGUGACCCCCAGCCUGUUUGACCAGCUGCAGACUGCCUCCAUCCUGGGUGGUUACGGUGCAACCAUCACCCAGAACCCGCCGCCUGCAGCCAGAUACAUCACCAGCGGCACCAGUCCUUAUGUCGCCUUCUUCUUCGCUGUGGAAGGAACAGCACCACCUAUCAUCUCUGAAGUUGCUGCAGCAGUAGCCAGCAAACUGAAGUCAGCUUUGAUCUCUGGUGUUGGAGGAUGGCUUGGAUGGAAAGGAAAGCCACAAGGUGAGGAUCCCAAACAGAAGCCAAAAGUGGAGCCUGCAACUCCUCUUCCACUCAGGUUUGGUCUCCCUGACCUGCGUCGGCAUGGUGACAGUAUCGUCCUGUCACCUGGUCGUCAGCUGGCCGCCACCACUGACAGCUUUGGUCGAGUCAUUCUGAUUGACACUGACAAGGGUGUGGCCAUCAGAGUGUGGAAAGGUUACAGAGAUGCCCAGGUUGGGUGGGUCAAGGUAACCGAGGACAAGGACCGUGAUGCCAUGGCAACUGACACGCCCCCCAGAGAAGCACUCUUCCUCAUCAUAUAUGCUCCCAGGAGAGGUAUUCUAGAGGUGUGGGCCAUGCAGCAGGGACCUAGGGUGGCAGCCUUCAAUGUGGGGAAACAAUGCAGACUGCUGUGUCCAGGCUAUACCAUGAUGGGGUUGAACAAUGUGACCUUCUACACCAACAAACCUCCCACGUACCAGUGCUGCCUGGUGGAACCUUCUGGUGUCAUAAAGAUCAUCAAUGUACCCUUCCAUCUCAUUCUCAGUGGUGCAAACAGCAAGAGAGCCAGAGAUCUGCACCUGCUGAAGAAGCUGUCCACCAUCCUCAGCACACCCAGCUCCCAAGAAGGAUCCUUAGAGAAACAGUUAGUGAACAUCAUUUCAGACAUCAAAAUUGUGGCUUUAAAAAGACAGGGCCUGGAGAAGAUUCUGGCUCAUAAGAUCCUGCCAGCUGAUCUGAUGCGGAAUGUCAUUAGGACUGUGAAGAACAAUAUACAGCUGGCCCUGGAGAAGGAAGACCCAGACUCCAUCGCCCCUGAGAGCAGAGGUCUACUGCACUUCUGUAAAGUACAGGAACUGCUGCUGGAUGUGUACAUUACCAUCAGUCUGCUGAACAAGCAAGCUACACAGGCCAUGGGCAUGGCUGAGAACAAUCCAGAACAGGGAAUCAGCUGGCAACAGGGUGCACUUCAAGACCCCAUACACAUCGACCCCGCAGCCUUCCUGUCCUGUUUCAUCUGUCCUUAUCAUCAUGCUGAUGACAAUGCACCUACUUCAUCUUCCCUAAAAAUUCUCAUGAGUUCAGACAUUGAUGAGCAGCUGUCACUCAAACUUGGAACAUUCCUGUUCAAAUGUGGUCUGACGGGAGGUGACUCCAUUGAAGCCCUGUGUUCCUGUCUGGAGAGGUCAGGCAUCCCUGCUGCUGACCUCAUGUCAUUACUCCUGAGAGUGUGGCUAAAUAGUGAGACUGAGCUGAUUCGCCCAAGAGACGUAUCUCCCGUCAGCAACUUGCACUGCCUCCUGGCAAGCAUUACCAGAACUGCAGAGCCCAACACAGUAUCCCCGUGGUGGCAGAGUGUCAGGGACAUCUGUACAGCAGCUGAAGCACCUGCCAGUGCCCUGAUGGCAGCUGUUGCUGCACGGAGCGUGGCUGCAUCUGUUGUACCAAACAACAAAAGUGGGAACAAAGAACAGGACAGUCAAGAAGACAAAGACACAGACCAAGAAGCACUUUCCUUGAGUUCCCCUACACCAAGCACCACCAGCACUGACACCAUGGAGGAAUGGGAGACGGUUGCCAUGGAUACCGAACAUUGGAACCUGCUGGUGCGGCAGCUGGAGGAUGUAGUGGUACUGAGCACGCUCCUGAGGAGUAAGGUCAGGGACGGUGUGGAUCGACCUCCUUCAUAUGCAGAAACCAUGGGGAAGGAACACAAGGUUGUCUCUGUCAAGGGACUGCUGGAAGGUGGCAGCGGGUCCAUUGCAGCAUUGGUUGCUAACUGGGUGGCAAGGACAGGGAUUCUACCCAGCAUGCUUUCUGUCUCCCAUCAUGCCGAGGGUGAGGAUGAGGAAGCCAUGGAACUGGGAACAGAUGUGACCUCUGAACCGGCUCUUCCAGAACUGGAGAGGCUGGCAGACCUCUACAGAAGCCAACUGGAGCGUUUCCCCUACAGCCUGGACCCAGAGGUGCUCCAUGCACACUGUACCUGGGAGUAUGUGGUACAGUGGAAUAAAGAUCCAGAGGUUGUAGCCUUACUGGAAAGGUCCAUUGAGCAUCUUAAGUUUGUUGGCAAUGCUUACCUACAACAUGGCCUGGGCUGCAUGAUGUGGCACACCUUCAUGGUGAAGAGAUUCUCAGCAACUGCUUUUCUUAUGGAAAAGGUUGGGAAGGCCCCAAAGGAUAGGCUGUGCAGAAAGGAUGUUGGCUUGAGUGAUGCAGCCUUAACAAACUUUCUGGGACAAUGCAACAUCCUCUUGCAAGUCAUAUUAGAGGCGGAAGUAGAGUCCCCGUACCCAUUCUUUUCCUCACAGGCGGAGGUGGAGUCCUCCCACGUGCCCGUGUUUGAUAUCGAGGACCUGUGGCAGGCCACGCAGGGCCCCACGUCCAUCGCAGAGCUGGCGGCAGAACAGCGCGUGUCGAACUACCAGCUGCUGCAGCACCACAUGAAGCUCAGCAGUAUCAUGCACGCUGUCAUGGUCUUCUCACUCAGGACGGUCAAGCCACUGUCAUAUUACUUUGAUACUAAGGGCAAGAAUGCAUUCUUCAAGGACCUGCACUCCUACCCCCUCCUGCCUGGCAGUGACAUUGACAUCGCCAUCAUUUGUGCCAGGCAACAGUUCCUAUGUAGAAUAGUGAGUGCAGCAGUUGGAACCCUCCCCAUCCCUCCAGCCUUUCUCACCAAAGAUGAUGGUGCUGUUGCGAUGGAGACAGACAAGGAAAAGGAAUUGUUGCAAUCUGACCUUGAUGCCUACCAAACAAUGUCAGACAACAAGGUGGUGUUGGAGGCCUGUAAGUGGGCAGACACCAUACUGGAGUUAGGUCAGAGGUUGGAGGUGGAUGUGGACGUGGUCAGAAGACAUUACUGUAAUGAGCUGUACAGCAGGGGCUAUGACUACCUGGGACAGGAGGUGCUGAACUCUGUGAAUGAACGGUGCCAGCUGGGCUGUGACCUGCUCCUGCUGGUAGGGAAGCGUCUGUCCCACCUCAUGUCCUCAGCUGAACCCAAGAGAAGUGUUCAACUCCUGUCCAGACUUCCUCCCACCCUGUCCACAUGGCUCAAGCAGCAGAGUCCAUCAGAUGUCCAUUUCCCCGAUGUCCCUCUGCUCCUGACUGCCCAGCUGUUGAGCCAGGUGGUCAGCCUCCUGCCUGAAACACACGGACAGUACAGCCUGGCCAUACAACUUGUCGAGUCCAUCGAUAUCAUGAGGGACUGAUGUUAUUUAUAAAGGAGUAUACCAUCUAAGUCAUCUCUAUCUGAUGGUUGAAAGAAAUGUUGUAACAUUGUGUAAAGUAUUUGUGUUGAUAGAUAAAUAUUUCAUCUAUUCAAGAAUCCAGUAUCAGAUUGUGCAUUAGGUAUUAAUUCCUUGUUCAAAAAUAGAGAAUUUGUACAGGCAACUUCAGGCCAAUAAGUAAUCUCUACCAACGAGAUAUGUCUGGGUCAGUCAGGUGAUGGUUCAAAUGUUUUUUAUUGAUGGACACAUUAUGACCUCAUACCCACACAAAUGGGUAUGUUUUACCUGGAGUUUAGUUCUGCAGGAUAAAUCAUGCACUGAUAAUGCUUGCAAAGGCAGGACAAGUAUAGCUAUGGCGUAACCCUUAAUCAUUAGUCAACUGUUGCAAUGAACACACAAUAAAAGUGCAAAAUUGUACUUACUUGAUCUGGGAUAAGGAAUUGUAGAACUCCAGCAAAUGUCUGUCAGUAGUGUGAAUCUAUUUAUUUUCAUGGGGAUUUCAUCUUCUGAUAGGAGUGGAAAGGUUUUUGCAGUGGUUAAAACACGUUUGAGGUGUCAUGGUGGACAAGCACUGCAAAAAUAAAACCACCACAACUGAUAAUUAGCAAGUAAUAUGCAUGUGUUCAAUAAUUUAAUAUAAAGAAAAGGGUGUGUUGCAGUUCAAUGAAUGGCGACUUGUGUCCAAAUGCUGCUGCUCCUUUUCAGUUCUCCAAAAAUGUAACUUCAUUAGCGCUCAGAUAUCAUUUACAUUGUGCCAUCAUUCUGGUAUUAGAUGAUCCUUUAUGAUUCACUCCUGGACAUUGCUUUCAAUGGCCCAAGAAAAAUAGUCGUAUCCAAAAUAGAACCCACAGCUUAUAAUUAUAAAGCUAGCUGUAUCAUUUCUCCAAUAGAAAUUGCCUUUCACAUUUAGAUAUUCAAAGUCUGAUAGUGACCUUAAUUUGUAGGACUCAGGCAGCA